Aureobasidium musti is the source of this 1014-nucleotide messenger RNA. NCBI's taxonomy places the organism in Eukaryota, Fungi, Ascomycota, Dothideomycetes, Dothideales, Saccotheciaceae. The record is from the annotation of a GenBank genome assembly.
CGUCAUCAACGCAGCCACAAGAGGGGUGCCUAUGCCUGUGUUGCUCCUGGAUGUAAAUGCACUUUCCUCAACCCUGCUCUGCUUGAGCGGCACAAACGUCACGAGUCUUGCUUUGCCUUCGAGCUUCCAGAGAUAUAUCUCUUCCGCUGUCCGUCUCGUCCCGAGCUUUCUCGCUCAGCUUCGGCUACGCCAGUCACCCCGUCUGAUGAUGGCAAUGUGUCAAACAGUCCAACUGCUGCGCACGUAGACUUUGCUUCAAGUCCAGAAGAUACCUUCAGCCCCACAAGCCUCUCUCCACCAUCUCAAUAUCUUCAGGUACCCGGUCGGAAUGAUUUCAUCAACAGACACGGUGGAGGACACUCACAUCGACCGAUGGCCAGGUCAGGGACUAGCUCCCCAGCCAUCAUGCAGAGCACGCACAAUGAUUCGACGCCGAGCUUUCUAUCUGGUUUCUCAAACCCAGCCUUGGAGUGCCCUAGCCACUAUACCUUUCACGACUACGUAGCUGCUAUUGGCUCUGCGACAGAACUGGACCCCUGGGCUGAGAACAGUCACACAACUCAAGAACAUCAACCUAUGCUGCACCACGCUGUCUCACUAGACGACAUCAAUUCGAUAUCGAACAUCCCCCAGACUCAACUGUUUCCUCCGUUCUCUAGCCAGCAUGUAGAGCCUCGCUAUAGUGGUCCUAUGCCUUCUGAGAUCGAUGCACACACAUACUUUCAUGCUUCACCUUCGAUGGCUACCGAGCAUAAUCAUAACGCUCUGUGGUCAUACGGGGUGCUGGAUCAGUCAUUGCAAGGCUAUAGUUCAGCCCCCGAAGGUGUAAGACAACCAACGAUGAUGCCUCUGGACCAAGACCAGCUACAGACGUCGUCCGCAGGAUACCCAUCUUCCCCAGAAGCCGCACAUUCACAGCCUCCAUACUUGGUGACGAGGAACAAUGCUUCUCGAAGUCAUUCGACCGGCAACAUAAAUUUACAGCACUUCUCUAGUUGGUCAGACGAACAGAGA